Molecule: messenger RNA, 1555 nt
Organism: Notothenia coriiceps (black rockcod)
Lineage: Eukaryota; Metazoa; Chordata; Actinopteri; Perciformes; Nototheniidae
Gene: large1
Product: LARGE xylosyl- and glucuronyltransferase 1
Exons: 10
Coding region: 1-1518 (505 amino acids)
Biological process (GO): protein O-linked glycosylation via mannose
Cellular component (GO): Golgi apparatus
Molecular function (GO): glucuronosyltransferase activity; xylosyltransferase activity
Source: RefSeq, a predicted model, not a curated record
AUGGGGUAUGUCAAGUUGUGUCUGCUGUUUUCAGGUCAGCAGGUUCUGGGUCUGGUGGAGAACCAGAGUGACUGGUACCUGGGGAACCUCUGGAAGAACCACCGGCCGUGGCCAGCUCUGGGCCGGGGCUUCAACACUGGGGUGAUUUUGCUUCUGCUGGAUCGUCUGAGGAAGCUGAGAUGGGAGCAGAUGUGGAGGCUGACUGCAGAGAGGGAACUAAUGAGCAUGCUGUCCACCUCCCUGGCAGACCAGGACAUCUUCAACGCUGUGAUCAAGCAGAACCCGUUCCUGGUGCACCAGCUGCCCUGCUUCUGGAACGUCCAGCUGUCCGACCACACCCGCUCCGAGAAGUGCUACAAAGACGUGUCGGACCUCAAGGUGAUCCACUGGAAUUCCCCCAAAAAGCUGCGAGUAAAGAACAAGCACGUGGAGUUUUUCCGGAAUCUCUACCUCACCUUUCUGGAGUACGAUGGCAACCUGCUGCGGCGGGAGCUUUUCGGCUGUCCCAGUGAAACAGACCACAACAGCGAGAACCUUCAGAAGACUCUGUCAGAGCUGGACGAAGAUGACCCUUGCUACGAGUUUCGUCGAGAGCGAUUCACCGUCCACCGAACGCACCUCUACUUCCUCCACUACGAGCACGAGCCCAGCCCCGACAACACCGACGUCACUCUGGUCGCCCAGCUCUCGAUGGACAGGUUGCAGAUGCUGGAGGCCAUCUGUAAGCACUGGGAGGGGCCCAUCAGCCUGGCCCUCUACCUGUCGGACGCUGAGGCCCAGCAGUUCCUGCGCUACGCUCAGGGCUCCGAGGUGCUGAUGGGCCGCGGGAACGUGGGGUACCACAUCGUCUACAAGGAGGGACAGUUCUACCCGGUCAACCUGCUGCGUAACGUGGCCAUGCGGCAUGUCAACACGCCUUACAUGUUCCUGUCAGACAUCGACUUCCUGCCCAUGUACGGCCUGUACGAGUACCUCAGGAAGUCAGUAGUGCAGCUGGACAUGGCCAACGCCAAGAAAGCUCUGGUGGUUCCCGCCUUUGAGACGCUGCGAUAUCGUCUGUCUUACCCAAAGUCCAAGGCUGAGCUGCUCUCUCAGCUGGACAUGGGCACUCUCUUCACCUUCAGGUACCAUGUGUGGACUAAAGGCCACGCACCAACCAACUUUGCCAAAUGGCGGACAGCCACCACGCCCUACAGGGUGCAGUGGGAGGCGGACUUCGAGCCGUACGUCAUGGUGAGGAGGGACAGCCCGGAGUACGACCGCCGCUUCGUGGGCUUCGGCUGGAACAAGGUGGCUCACAUCAUGGAGCUGGACGCACAGGAGUAUGAGUUUGUGGUUCUGCCCAACGCCUACAUGAUCCACAUGCCUCACGCGCCCAGCUUCGACAUCACCAAGUUCCGCUCCAACAAGCAGUACCGGGUCUGCCUGAAGACCCUGAAGGAGGAGUUCCAGCAGAACAUGUCGCGGCGCUACGGCUUCGCUGCCCUCAAAUACAUGACGGCUGAGAACAACAGCUAGCCACCACUGCAGACCCUCACCCCCCCGGGCCUGAACU